Messenger RNA from Pyricularia pennisetigena, 1704 nucleotides. RefSeq lists its product as uncharacterized. Lineage: Eukaryota; Fungi; Ascomycota; Sordariomycetes; Magnaporthales; Pyriculariaceae. The transcript is spliced from 2 exons. The coding region runs from base 1 to 1704 and encodes 567 amino acids. Gene Ontology annotation, molecular function: arylsulfatase activity. The record is from RefSeq and is a predicted model, not a curated record.
AUGCCUACCGUCAGCAAAAGACCAAACUUCCUCAUCAUUGUCGCCGACGACCUGGGCUACAGCGACACAAGCCCUUUUGGCGGCGAGAUAAACACGCCGAACCUGGCCCGGCUCGUUUCGGACGGCAAAGGGCGGCUGCUGACCAACUUCCACACGGCUUCGGCCUGCUCUCCGACGCGAUCUAUGCUCUUCUCGGGCACUGACAACCACAUCGCCGGCCUUGGCCAGAUGGCAGAGAGCAUGCGUCACCACGCGGACCUUUACAUAGACAAGCCUGGGUACGAGGGCUACUUGAAUUUCAGGGUCGCUGCGCUCUCCGAGGUCUUUCAGGAUGCCGGGUACCAGACCUUGAUGGCGGGCAAGUGGCAUCUCGGUCUGACGAAGGAGACCUCACCUCACGCGCGUGGCUUUGAAAGGUCUCACGUCUUUCUGUCCGGAUGCCACAACCAUUACAACUUUGAGCCGCAGCUGCAGGAGCCCGCGCAUGGGGUCUCGGAUGUGAUUGCUCAUGCUGAUUUCUGGAUGGAGGACGACCGGUUCCUCGACAGAACCAAGGACCUCCCCGACGACUUUUACUCGUCUACGUUUUACGGCAACAAGAUGGCCCAGUACCUCCGAGAGCGAGCCGGGUCCGACAGGCCAUUCUUUGCCUAUUUGCCGUUUACGGCGCCGCACUGGCCCCUGCAGGCGCCGGCCGAGCUGGUCGCCAAGUACAAGGGCGUCUACGACGACGGGCCGAGCGCGUUGCGGGCCAGGCGGCUCGAGAGGCUGGUCGACUUGGGGAUCAUCAAGGCGGAGACGGAGCCGGCGCCGAUGACGGGCCGCAAGAUCCGGGAUUGGGACGAGCUGUCGGCGCAGGAAAAGGCCGAAUCUGCCAAGAAGAUGGAGGUCUUUGCCGCAAUGGUCGACGGCAUGGAUGCCGCCAUCGGGACGGUGCUCGACCAGCUCGAGGCGGACGGCGAACUGGACGAUACAUUCGUCUUGUUCAUGAGCGACAACGGGGCCGAGGGCGCCAUGCUGGAAGCGGCACCGAUGAUGGGCGGCGGCAAGAGCUUCACGCAGAUCCUGGACAAGUACUACGACAACCGGCUCGAAAACAUGGGCAACAGGGACAGCUACGUCUGGUACGGGCCGGAGUGGGCCUGCGCGAGCAUGGCGCCGAGCAGGGGGUUCAAGGCGUGGAUCACCGAAGGCGGCAUCCGCUGUCCCUGCAUCGUGCGCUAUCCGGGAUUGUUCGGCCGAGGGCAGGCUCGACACGAAGACGGCCCGCGGCCGACCGCCGCGAUGGACUCGUUCGCCACCGUCAUGGACAUAUUCCCGACGCUGUGCGACCUGGCGGGCAUCCCGCUGCCGGGCAAGAGGUUCCGCGGCCGGGACGUCGUGCCGACAAGGGGCUCCUCGUGGGUUCCCCACCUCUCGGGCGCGGCGGCCAGCUUCCACGACGAGGAGCAGCACAUCACCGGGUGGGAGCUGUUUGGACAACGGGCGAUACGGCAGGGGCCGUGGAAAGCAGUGUGGAUGACCAAGCCCAGGGGGAGCGAGAAGUGGGAGCUGUACAACGUCGAGCGGGACCCCGGCGAGCUUCACGAUGCUGCCGGGUCGGAGCCGGAGCUGCUGGAGAGGAUGAUUGAGCACUGGGAGACGUACUAUGCCGAAACGGGCAUGUACGACCCCGGCGUCACGUUUGGGUUUACAAAACUUUGA